This is a messenger RNA of Callorhinchus milii (elephant shark), 2562 nucleotides long. It is a transcript of the gene rmnd1, whose product is annotated as required for meiotic nuclear division 1 homolog. Gene Ontology annotation, biological process: positive regulation of mitochondrial translation. The record is from RefSeq and is a predicted model, not a curated record. NCBI's taxonomy places the organism in Eukaryota, Metazoa, Chordata, Chondrichthyes, Chimaeriformes, Callorhinchidae. The transcript is spliced from 12 exons. The coding region runs from base 164 to 1420 and encodes 418 amino acids.
GGGGAGUGGGAGUGCGCGUGCGCGGAGGCUGGAGCCGGAGUGACGGGCAGAGCGAGGCGGAGCCGUUGGUCCCGGUGUCGCAGUGGGCUGGACCUGCUGAGAGCGGGAGACGGGGCCGGGCCGGGCCAGGCCUGGGUGUGCGCAGAUUGGUGAUACAUUAACCAUGGCUGUUAGAUUGCUCAGCCUCUUUGAAGAAUCUACAAACUUAAUGCAAAAAAUUCCUUAUUUGCGACCCAUUCUUGGAUUUACUCAGCUGCCUUGGAUCAGAUUGCAAAGAAACAAUUGGAGAACUGGUCUGCGUCAUACACUAGAAGGACAGUGUCCGAGAAUUCAGGACUCUCGAUCAACGGCACACUAUCUAGUGCAGAAACAAACAACUGUGUGUGUACAAGCUCUAUAUGGCAGAUCUCUCCAUUCUUUAUGGCUUGCAGACAUCAUGCAACGAUUUUAUUCCAGUGCAACAGGCAGCAAUAUAUUGGCCUCCAAACAACCAAUACUGCCAGCCAAAAGAACGCUUAAAGGGCCACGGACCAAACAGCCGUCAAGGACCAACCAGCCAGCACCAGAUACAGAGGAUCUAAUGAAAUGUACAGCCUUUGCAACUGCAGAUGAAUAUCAACUAGAAAAUCUCUGCCAUGAUCUGAUAUCAAGUGGUUAUAAUGAAAUAACCGAUCUGCCCAGAGAUGCCGCCAAUGUAUUGGCAAUUGGGACUGAUAUGUUGGCCAAGCCAGAUGACCAUGGAUUAAUCUUCUUCUUCAGGGAGGGCUCGGUUGUAUUUUGGAAUGUUGAAGAUAAAACUAUGAAAAAUAUUAUGCGAAUCUUAGAACGACAUGAGAUCCAGGCAUAUGAAGUGGCGUUGGUUCAUUGGGAGAAUGAAGAAAUUAACUAUCGGAUUUCAGAAGGACAUUCCAAACUACAUCGUGGACAGAUUUUGUUGAAUUUUGAUUUGGAGCCAAAUGAAUCUAUUUUGGAGAAAUUUGCCUUUUCAAAUGCACUAUCCUUGUCAGUGAAGCUUGCCAUCUGGGAGGUGUCACUGGAUUGUUUUGUUAACUCCAUUCAGUCCAUUCCAGAGAUGCUGAAGGCAGGAAAACGAGUGAAAAUUUCCCGAUCUGAAGUCAUGCAGAAAAUCGGUGAACUGUUUGCCCUUAGGCACCGUAUAAACUUGAGCUCUGAUCUGCUGAUGACCCCAGAUUUUUACUGGGACAGGGAGAACCUAGAACAACUGUAUGACAAAACCUGUCAAUACCUAAACAUUAACCGACGUGUAAAGGUUAUCAAUGAAAAGCUGCAACACUGUACAGAGUUAACAGACCUGAUGCGGAACCAUCUAAGUGAGAAACAUGGACUGCGACUCGAGUGGAUGAUUGUUAUCCUUAUUACCAUUGAGGUCUUGUUUGAACUUGGUCGAGUAAUUUUCUAAAUUAGAUGGAUACUAGUUUUGAACACAGAAUGGCAUCUUCAAGUAGUGGAUGAGCAGUAUCCUCCAGCUGGCUUCUGCAUUGAUCCCAAUCCCUGUGGGAUGUUUUACUAUUUGUGCAAUUUAGUUCUCAUGCAGAACUUCCUGUUCAUUCAUUUAUACUGCAUUUAUAUUGAUUUGGGAUUAACUGUAAUUCAUUGGUGAUAUCAGACUUACUUGAAAAUGUUUAAAUAUAGAUUUUUUUAUUUGUUUUCUUUUAUAUAAGGUUAUAAAUUCAUUAAAAAGGUUGUUGGCUAUUACUGUUCUGAAAAUAAAAGUGACUUAAGAGAGUCUUGGAUGCAGAAAGUAUUAUUGAAAUAUUAUGGACUAAUUGUUAAACUGAACUAUUAUGAAUUUUAGAAACUUAUUUAUUUGUUGAAAUGAAUCAUGGCAUUUUAGGAUUGGGCUGUCAUGUAUUACAUGUGGCACUUUAUAAUCUGUUAUUUCAACUACAUUAACAGCAAAAUCCAUUCACAGAUCCUUCUUCCUUUUGCAAGUCAUUAUUCACACUGCAACUUGAAAGUUUUCCUAUUUUUUGACUGAUCAUUUUGAAAGUUAGUUUAUAAAAUUAUUGGUUGGAUCUUUCUGCCAGAGAGAUUUGGUUUUAAUUAGAUCUGUCUUGCACCCUGAUUUUCCUCUCGACUGUUACUGAGUUGCCUCAUUAGAAUCCUAAUGAUAAUCCUAAUGGGAGAAUGAGAAUGCAGAUCGUAUCAAUCUUGUAAAAGUAUCUAGUCUUUAAAGUAUCCUGCACUCAACCAGGCAGGCAUGCCAUCUUCCAGCUCUAUUCUGGUCCUGUCAGGAGUAGUUACUUCAUUAAAUUUUACUGUCUGUAUCAUUAAUUAGUCAUAUUUAUGGUUUGUAUAUUGCAUUACAAGCUACGUAUACUUCUGCAGAAAAUAUAUGAUGCCCAGGGAACUUGUACUUUUUGCAAAUAAAUUGUUGCCAAUGUCUUAAAUAGACAUCAUCCAUAUAUUUUUUCCAAUUUGUGAUCUAGGCUACCUGUAGUAAAACUGUAUGCAGACACUGUUUAGAUACAAAUAAUGAAGGCCGUGCAAGUUGGAUAAUGUGAAGGACAAACAAUAAAGAAUGUAACUUAAAAUCAAAAA